Molecule: messenger RNA, 924 nt
Organism: Exophiala viscosa
Lineage: Eukaryota; Fungi; Ascomycota; Eurotiomycetes; Chaetothyriales; Herpotrichiellaceae
Exons: 1
Coding region: 175-828 (217 amino acids)
Source: RefSeq, a predicted model, not a curated record
UCUCUCUCGACAAAGCUAUCCGGAUAGUUCGAUUUAAGGAGGUCCAAUUUCCCAUCAGCUGACCACCGUCAUUGUUUUGCCACUGUUUCGAUUAGCUGCAACCAGCUCAACUGCGCCUUUAUUCUUUCACAAACACCUAGAAACAAGGCUGCGAAUCAGAUCAGAACUGCAAUCAUGUCGACAUUUUACUACCCUGGCCAUCAUCAACAAGCCACAAACCCUCACCCGAUGCCUCAGACUCAUAACCAUCAUGGCCGCUCCCGGAGAGCCCCUCGCAUAUCUGCCUCUCACAACAACCAACGACAAUACCGUGCGCCCAAAAUCGUUAAAGAGGUGGUCAUAACCGAGGCUCCUACACUUUCACAAUACCGCCAGAGAUUCGAGGCAGGCCGGUCAUUCGAUCUUGACGAUGACAUGGAGUUUUGCCCGAACCUUUUGACCUUCGACGAGGUUGGUGAUGAACCUCUUUCGUCCUCGACAUCUCUUGCUGACUAUUUGAAGCGACAGUCAGUAACUUCAGGUUCUUCUGACCGAUCUUCAUUGUCAAGUGGCUCGCCCGACUCGUCACCUCUUCAGACUCAGAUCCAACCUCAACAAAUAACACCUUCGCUGUCCAUCUCCUCUGCUGCAACAUCGGCAUACAUCGUUUCUCCUCCGACUUUCACGAGCAAUAACAACCACCUCAAAAUUCAUCAACCAUCGGCGCUUCGUUCCCGUACCAACGCCAUUCCGAUUGUCAACCCUUCCACCGGCAACCGCAUUGCAAGCCCACCAUCAUCCAUCUCGCCAGGUAUGAUGCAGCAAACAACUGCCGCUCGUCGGUGGUAAGAGAUCUCACCUUGUUGUGCUCUUUCCUCCGUGCUUGUGGUUGUCGUGUCGCUGUAUUCGUCCUUGGUUGAUGUCAUGAUGUGGUCGUUUUGCUUU